AGCACUGGGGAUUAUUCUGCAUCCAGAUCUUACAGAAAUGCAGGCAUGAAGCGGGCUGAAUGUUGUGGAGUCUUAGUUGGAACCCAGGUCAGCUAUGGAGUGCAGCAGGAGAGAUGCUGACCUGGGGCUCACUGCUGAGAAACUACCAUCUCCACAAAGAAGCUGUGCAUAAUGCUGAGUCCUGUUGUCCCCUACAGUCUAUUGAAGAUGCACUGGACCCCGGAGCAUGCCCAGUCUGUCAGACAGUGGCCUGAGCAGCACUUGGACGUUUCCUCCACUACCUCUUCCCCGGCUCACAAGCCCGAUCUUUAUGCUGGCCGGAACCGCAGCUACAGCUAUGCUUGGGCCAACGAGGACAUUUCCGCCCUCACCGCCUCCAGCCUGCUGAAGCGCUAUGCAGAGAAGUACUCCAGCACUCUCGACUCACCCUACGAUCGCCCCACUGUGGGCACCUACCCUGAGCCCGCAGCCUUCAGUGCUCUCAAUGGGCAGAAGAGUGAGCUGGACCCAUGGCCCCUGUCGCAUUGCACCGAGGGGGCGUACCCACUGGUCCCGCCCUCUGGGCAUGAGGGCCUGGCAGGGGCCAAGGUGGUGGGCACGGCAGCAGGCGUGUUGGGCACAGGUGGUGUGUCAGUAGUGAAUAAUUCCCUCUCAGACCCAGGGUAUUCAGCAGGAAAUUCAUGCAGUGCCCCCCCCUCCCAUGAUUACCCCCCAGCCUACAAUGGCACCUACCUCUCAUCUGGGUACUGUCCCCAGCCCAGCUCAGCACUUCCCCCCUCCUCCCUGCACCCCCUGCAGCCCGCCACCACCCUGGUGCCCAGCUACACGCCCCCCGGCCCGGUUUACAACUACCCUCCCAGCAAUUACUCUCACCAGCCCAGCCUGGCUCCGAGCUACACCCACCCCUCCGCUCCUUACCUUCCUUCUGGCCUGGCUGCCCCUACCCCCCUGCCCUCACGACCCACAGUGGUGGGAGGCAGCUACGGCUACCAAAAUCAGAACCUUGGGGGUACGGAGCGAGGGGGAUCACUGAAGAGAAAGGCCUUUGAGAUGACAGGUGAGGAGGAAGAGGGGGACAGCUCCCGCUACAGGAAGUAUGGAUACGAUCAUUCCAAGGUUGGCAUGGGCUCGCCCUACGGCAUGGGCAACAAAGAGGAGUGCCACAGCAAUGGAUUUGGGACGGGCCGCGCUGGCUCACAGGCCUUCAAACGCAGCAAGCCCCCCUCUCAGUCUGGCCUGGGGCGGGAUGAGCUGGGGAAGUACAGUGGGCUGAAGCCUCUGGUGUCCCCCCCCUAUGGCGGGGCGAGUGAGUACAGCCCCCCCGCCAGGAUGACGGGUGAGAAUGGAGGAGGAGAGCACAGUUACCCACAGCACCACUUGGGCCCCAAGCUCCCCGCCCCCUGUGCCCAGUCAGGUGAGCUACUGAAGAGCGCUGACCCCCGACUGCUGGAGCUGGUCACCGGAGAGCUGCAGGACCGCAACCCUGCUCCGCUAUGGGGUGAGCUGCUCGGACAAACCCAGGUGAAGUCUGCCCUAGAAGAAGACUUGUUGUGGCCCAUGCUGAGGCCCGGGCCAGCCCGCCACCCCCCCAGAACCAUCUUGCUGUUCGGGCCACAGGGCGGGGGCAAGACCUCUCUGUCCCGGUGCGUGGCCUCCCAGCUGGGCGCCACUUUCUUCCGGCUGAGCAGCACCGCCCUGACCUCUAAAUGGAAGGCGGAGGCAGAGAAGAUUCUGCACACACUGUUCCUGGUGGCAGGGGCGCGGGCACCCUGUGUGGUGCUGAUCAGCCAGCUGGAGGCGCUGCAGGAGGAGGGGCUGCGGCAGCAGCUGUGGUCUUACCUGGAGACAGCCCAGGGGGGUGUGGCCGGGCCCGUGGUGGUGGUGUGCACCACGCGCCGGCCUGACCUGCUGGAGGAGGCAGCACACCGCUGCUUUACCAAGCGCUACUACGUGGGGUUGCCAGACGCAGGGGCACGCAGGCAGGCACUCCUACAGGCACUGGCCCCACACGGCUGCUGCCUGAGUGAGUGCGAGAUGGGCGCUGUGCUUCAGCGCACCGAGGGCUUCUCCGUCCCCGAGCUCCUGCAGCUCUGCCAGCAGGCCUCCGCCUCCGCCUCUGCCUCCUCCCCUGCCCCCAUGCAUGGCCUGCCCAACCCCACCACACCCCCCACCUUCAAGGACUUUGAGAACGCCUUUUGCAAAGUGAGGCCACACGCCACAGCCAAGGAACUUGACACCUGCAUGGAGUGGAGCAAGGUGCACAGCCAAUGA
Messenger RNA from Megalops cyprinoides (Indo-Pacific tarpon), 2271 nucleotides. RefSeq lists its product as uncharacterized. Gene Ontology annotation, molecular function: ATP binding; microtubule severing ATPase activity; ATP hydrolysis activity. Bases 172 to 2271 code for a protein of 699 amino acids. The transcript is spliced from 3 exons. Lineage: Eukaryota; Metazoa; Chordata; Actinopteri; Elopiformes; Megalopidae. The record is from RefSeq and is a predicted model, not a curated record.